UCACUGCCGCGGGCGGAGGGAGGGGGGCAGUAACAUUUGUGAAUGGCUUCCCACCGACCGGGAUGUGGAGCGAUAUAUAAUGUUUUAAGAGCACUUUAGCAGAUGUUGGUUUUAUUCAGAGUGACGUCCUUCAGGGCUGGAUUGUAACAGGGGAGCGAUGUCGGACACCGAAGGCGCUCGCAGUCCAGACCAGCUGAAUAGAUUCGAGAAACUGACACGCAGGCCGCCGCACGGUGAGACGUUAGCAGGUCACCGUGCUCCCCCAGCCCGCAGUGGGCACCGCUGUGUUGCGGACAACACUAACCUGUACGUGUUCGGCGGGUACAACCCCGAUUACGACGAGUCCGGAGGCUCGGAGAACGAAGACUACCCGCUGUUCAGGGAGCUGUGGCGGUACCACUUUGCCACCGGCGGCUGGCAGCAGAUUCGAACGGAGGGCUACAUGCCCACAGAGCUGGCGUCUAUGUCGGCUGUUUUGCACGGCAACAACCUCCUGGUGUUUGGCGGCACUGGGAUUCCCUUUGGCGAGAAUAACGGCAACGACGUCCAUGUCUGCAACGUGAAGUAUAAGCGAUGGUCGCUGCUCAACUGUCGGGGGAAGAAGCCCAACAGAAUCUAUGGACAGGCGAUGGUCAUCAUAAAUGGCUUCCUCUACGUGUUUGGAGGGACGACGGGUUACAUCUACAGCACAGACCUGCACAGGCUGGACCUGACCACCAGGGAGUGGAUUCACCUCAAGCCCAACAACCCUCCAGACGACCUGCCCGAGGAGCGGUACAGGCAUGAAAUAGCACAUGACGGACAGAGGAUCUACAUUCUGGGAGGAGGAACGUCCUGGACAUCUUACCCUCUGGACAAGAUACAUGCUUACAAUCUGGAGACCAACUCCUGGGAGGAGAUAACAACUAAACCGCAUGACAAAAUAGGUUAUCCUGCUCCGAGGAGAUGCCAUAGCUGUGUACAAAUCCGAAAUGAUGUAUUUAUCUGUGGCGGCUACAACGGGGAAUUGAUAUUGGCUGAUCUGUGGAAGAUCAACCUGCAGACUUUCCAGUGGAGUAAACUACCGGCUUUGAUGCCUGAGCCGGCCUACUUCCACUGUGCUGCCGUCACCCCAGCCGGCUGUAUGUACAUCCACGGCGGCGUGGUGAACAUCCACGAGAACAAGAGGACGGGCUCUCUGUUUAAGAUCUGGCUGGCCGGGCCCAGCCUGCUGGAGCUCUGCUGGGAGAAGCUGCUCAAAGCCUUUCCCCACCUGACUUCACUCCCCACCAUGCAGCUGCUCAACCUGGGCCUCACACAGGAACUCAUUGAACGCUUGAAAUAGGCCGCACAGUGGAGGACGGACACGUGAGUGGCUGGGACAGGCUGCACUGGGAGGAGUUGAGGUCUGACAGCAUUUCAAUUUGCAGCAACGCUCUCUGGGAAACGCCCUCUCCCUCCCCUGCCUGACGUAGCUCCGCCUUAAAACCAAAAACAAUGGGAUGCCUCUUUUUUUUUUUUUUUUUUUUUCAGUGAUAAAUUAAUUAAAUGUGGAAUGUUUUAUGGAUUUUAUUCAACACCCCUGCCCCCUUACAAGAUGCCUUUGUGUCAAGCUAAACAUGGAUGCCCACUUCUUAUCCUCCAACAAUCACCGGAAAUACUUCAUUUUGCCAUCUUUCAAGGACUGUCUUUCAUGUAAAAAAGAAAAAAGAUCGACCUUCCCUAGUACUUCUAAGAAAUCUGUGUGAAGGAAGAAUGCAUGUGUAUUUAUUUGGACUACCCGCCUCCCUCCCCCCCAGUUUCCCUCAUUACCUGAAAUUGCUGUUUGCACACUUUUUGUCUUGCAUAUAUGUGGACAUGUACUUUUUAAAAUAGAUCUUAUCAGUCUAAAUUGUGGCAGACAGUAGUUUUGCUGAAGGAUCAUAGCAGUGUUUUUGCACAUUAUAGCCAAUUUAUUACAAAUCUCAUGUUUUCCUUUAUUAUUUCCCAGGCAGCAUUUUUAUUUACGGUAUGAAAAUCAACUUUUAGAAAUUUUGAGUUGCUUUAAAUCUUUGCAUAGUCAAUCUUAUGGGGAUUUCUGUUUUAUUGUUGAAGUUAUGGUAAAUUGCAUUAGUUUGGCAUAAAAUAAAGCCGACACCAACCUUAAAUGCAAUUCGAAUUGGUUUUCAUACUAUAAUGAUGGUUAUCAGUUAAUUUAGUUUUUAAGUUUCAGCUCAAGUAUGGGGUGCCUUGAAAAUGCUCAUGAGUAAAAAUAUUUGUGGAAAAUUAGCUAAAACUUGCAGAAACACUGUACGCUCUUAAUUAUUGUACGGGGGAUUCAAUGCUGGAUUAUUUUAUGUUUGAGCACUUGUAUCUCCUGUAUUUUUGCAUUACAGCCUGUUGUGGAAAAACAAGUCAGUAAAUGUUUAAAGGUGGGUUUCUUCCAAAUGGUUCAGUUAACAUGCCGUUUGCUUUCAGUUCUCAUUCGUACAGCAAACCAUUCAACACAUCACUGUGAAUCUGGUGCUCUUUAAAAUUAACUCGAAAUGCUUUUAUUCAAAUAAAGACUUCAUUCUGUUACGAGAUUUACUCGCUCUCUGUUGUUGACACAAUGUUUUGCAAAGGGAGUUGCUUUAGUAGCAGACUGAUAUCAACAUUGUUUUUUACUGCAGUGCCUUUUUCAAACUUAGAGGCUGACAUUUCAUUCAAAGGCAGUAUAAGAUCUUCGCACAGUUAAACAAAUGGUUGAUAUUGUAAAUUGUUUUAAGAAAGUGGACAAUUUAGCUAUUUUGACCAAGCCCUUACAUACAAACAUUUCGGUGAAAUAGCUCUUUUGCCUUUUCAUGGAUGUGGAGUUUGUAUUCUGCUACUGGACGGGAGCACAGCAUAUUAGGCCUUUUGAGUAUUAGUUUCCUGAAGUAACUUGUUAAAUACUUGGCGUUUCUAUGUUUGAUUCAUAAAACCAAUGCCAAAUAAUUGAACCAUGGACAGGAAGUCAAAUGCUGAAUUAGGGGAGACACAUGAGUGGAUGUUGCUGUUUGAUCUGCCUGCACUUCUUUACAUUGUCCCUUUUAUUUAUGUUCAACAUUAAAGUACUUUGUGCAUGAUGUAAUUUCCUGCUUUUAAAUUUAACAUCAAACCUUUGCUAUGGGACUUGGUUUUAAAGAUGACCACUAAAAUGUUGUACAGUAGGCUGGUGUGAAUGUUGUGUUGGAGUACUGUCAAUAAAAGUAUUCUGUAAAGAGCUCUGCCAUAACACAA
Molecule: messenger RNA, 3219 nt
Organism: Gasterosteus aculeatus aculeatus (three-spined stickleback)
Lineage: Eukaryota; Metazoa; Chordata; Actinopteri; Perciformes; Gasterosteidae
Gene: klhdc10
Product: kelch domain containing 10
Biological process (GO): positive regulation of stress-activated MAPK cascade
Molecular function (GO): protein binding
Source: RefSeq, a predicted model, not a curated record